AACGUAUGGAAACUUCUGCCUUCUCGAAGGUAACAGGUCUAGCUAGCUAGCUAGCUUUUGUUGUAGGCUAGUUUGCAGCAGCUGCAGCAGGUAUUAUCGAAGAGGAUGAUGUUGCUAAUUUGUUAGCUCUUCCCUUUUCAAGAUUAACUUUCAAGAAAUUAAGUUUCAAAUUAUUAUCAUCUGUGCCUCAAGGUGCUUUGGCUUUUAACAUUGACCCAGUUGCUUGGAAGUAUGUCAGUCAACCUGCUGCUGGGUUUGGAUACAAGGUGGUACAGAAUAACCCAUCAAGCUUGCUUAUAAGUGCCCCCCUGGAUCAGUAUAAGCAAAAUAGGAGGGGACAAGUUUACCGAUGUCUGGUCAGAGAUUCAUCUUGCAUACCAUUGUCAAUACAAGAGCCCAGUCAUGGGAUCAAUAUGUCUCUUGGUUUGUCAAUGACAAAGGAUCCCGAGUCACUAAACACCAUGGUAUGCGGACCAACCAUCCCAAGAGAGUGCAAAUCCAUCACCACCUACAAUGGGAUGUGCUUUGAAAUUGACCAAAGUCUUCAUGUGAAACAACCUGUCCCUUCAUCUCUGGAAGAAUGUCCUGGACAAACAGACAUAGCCUUUCUAUUGGAUGGGUCAGGAAGUGUUAACAGAGUUGAUUUUGAAAAAAUGAAAGGCUUCGUGAAAGAUCUGAUCAGGGAAUUUCUGGAAAGGGAUACUAAGUUUGCAGUUGCCCAGUAUUCAGGCUAUUGCACUAUACAUUUUGACUUAAAUACGUUUAAUGUCAUGAUUCGGGAUUAUCAAGUGAAUAGUAUUGCUCAACAAGGUGGAGGGACUUACACGGCAGCAUCCAUGAGAAAAGUUGUCCAAGAGGUCUUUUCACCGAGUAGAGGAUCCAGACCAAAGGCAAAGAGGAUCAUGAUAGUCAUUACAGAUGGACAAUCAAAUGACAGCGAGAUGCUGAAAAAUGCAGCCUCUGAGGCUGAAGCCAAAAACAUUAUUCGUUUUGCCAUUGGGGUGGGCAGAGCCUUUUCUUCGACCUCAGCAAGAAAUGAGUUAGAAACAAUUGCCUCCUCUCCACCAAGAAACCACAUGUUUCAAGUGGGCAGCUUCCAAGCACUUGACCAAAUCAAGGAUACAUUACAGAACAGCAUUUUUCCUAUUGAAGGAUCUCAGACUACUGGGGAAUCUAUUAAGAUGGAAAUGGCCCAGGAGGGAUUCAGUGCAGCAUACAUUCCUAGGAGAGGAUUCCAGAUGGGAGCUGUUGGAGCCUUCCAAUGGAGGGGGGCUUACCAGGAAUACACAGGGAGCACUUUAUACCCUACACCACAACAGAGUAAAAACAUGGAACCAGAUAGCUAUAUGGGGUACUCCAUGGCAGUUGCUACGACACACACUCGCCAGUUUACCAUUUUAGGUGCUCCAAGAUUUAAACACACUGGACGAGUGGUGGUUCUUCCGUCCAGAAACACAGACAAGCCGAUAGAAUUUUCUGGACAGAUUGGUGCUUAUUUUGGUGCAGAGGUCUGUGCAAUGGAUGUGAAUAAAGACUCAUAUAGCGACCUAGUCCUCAUAUCAGCUCCGAUGUUCACAGACAGUGACAGAGAGGGCAGGGUAUAUGUCUGUACCAUCAAUGACAGGUCUGGGGUGGCCUGUCAAUUAAAUGCUGAGAUGACACUGAUGGGAGAUGCAGGACAGAUUGGCAGGUUUGGAACUUCUCUUGCCCCACUGCCUGACCUGAAUAUGGAUGGAUUUAAUGAUUUAGCAGUCGGAGCACCUCUAGAGAACGAUGGUCAAGGAAGUGUCUACAUAUUCCAUGGGACGAGUAGUGGAAUCAGCAAAAUCAAAUCUCAGAAAAUUUCAGCCUCAGAUGUACAGUCUGGAUUAAAGUAUUUUGGACUGUCCAUCAGUCAGACUUCCCUGGACAUGAGUUUGGAUUCUCUCCCAGACUUGGCCGUGGGAUCAAAGGGGGCUGUUCUCUUACUCAGGUCCAGGCCUAUAGUAACAUUGAUGGCACGAGUUUCCUUCAACCCACCCAAAAUCCCCACCAACCAGGUGGACUGCAGUACACCUCUGAGAAACAUUGCGAAAGUCUGUUUCACCAUGACCAGACAAACAACAGACACAAAAGAUCUUCAAGCAAAGAUUAACUAUACUUUAACUCUGGAUGUGACCCGCCAAGCUCCAAACUAUCGUGCUUAUAUCAGUCCAAAGAUACGGGAGAAAACGAAUACUAUUACAUUAAGACUUCAAGAGCAAUGCUUCUCUCAUAACUUCUUUAUUGAGGCUUGCCCAGAGGACUCCCUCAAUGAACUGUCCAAUGAACUUGACUUCACAUUUGAAGGGUUGCCAACAACAUCUCCUGGUGGCCUCAGCUCUAGCCUUUCCCCGCAGUCUUCGACUGCAACAUAUCAUCCUUUAGGUUUUGAGAUCAACUGUGGAGCUGAUAACAACUGCAUUGACAACCUGAAAGUGGAUUUUAAUUUCACUGGGAGUUCUGAGGUGAGGGUUGGCAUAGAUGAGGUGAUAAAUGUGACAGUGUCAGUCGAAAGCAGGGAAGAGAACUCUUACAACAGCCACGUUAUUCUCAAAUACCCUGCAGGACUUUCAUUCAGGAAGUUCACCAUACUCCAGGGAAGAGUGGAGUGUAACUCAUCAGACAGUGUGGGAAAUGUAAUGUGGGGACAAAGUGACUGCACCAUUGACAAGCCAAUCUUCAAAAGCGAUUCUAAGGCUCUCUUAGUAAUUUCCUAUGGGAUUGAUAGAAACACACAAUUUGGCCAAAUGAUGACAUUCACUGCAAAUGCCUCAAGUGGAAAUGCACACUCGCCAAAGAGUGAACUUUCCAAAGUGAAAGAGAUUGGUGUGAAAUACAGCAUUUUUGUUGUGAUUAAAAGAAAUGAGGAUUCAACCAGUUAUGUUAAUUUCACUGCCGGGAAAAAUGAUUUGCAGAAACAUGUGAAACAAUCCUUUGAGGUUGAAAAUUAUGAAAGAGGCUUCAAUCUUACUGUGAUAAUCAAGGUGCCAAUGAAGCUUGGUGACAAAGACAUCUGGGCUGAUCCAAAUGGUAUACAGAUUCAAGGUUGUCAAAGACACAAGAAUGAGGAACCUACUGCCACAGAGUUUGUGGACCAACUGCAGAAAAAUCAUGCUGUGGACUGCUCUGUCGCAAAUUGUGGGGUGUUCAUGUGCAAAAGCUUCAUUCGAAAUUUGGAUCGUAACUCUUAUAACAUCACUGGUAACCUCAGCUCUCAAUGGAUAGAACAGAUUGGUCUUGAGUCUGCCCAGUUCAACUUGGUCAGCAGUGCCACUGUAGAUUAUGACAGAAACCAAUACAUCUAUUAUUCUUCGGACUCCAAAAAUAACCCACCUAUACAAAAGAUUGAAACUCAGGUGGAGGUGUAUCCUGAAGUUAACUUCACAAAGGGGGUCAUUGGGGGUGUUGUGGGAGGUCUGCUGCUGUUAGCUUUGAUCACAGCUGGGCUUUAUAAGGCUGGGUUUUUCAAAAGCCAGUUGAAGCAGAUGAUGCAGAAUACAUCAGAAGAUGGACCAGGGGUUGAUGGAGAAGCUGCCUCGCCUGAAUAAUAGCAAACUAUUGGACUUGCUCACUGAAUGUGUACAAAUAUUAAAGAGGAAGUUCAGGAUUUUACAACUUGAUGUUAGAUGGUUCCUCACCGAAAAAGUAGUCUAUGGGUCAGGAAAAUCAGUAAAUCAUGGUUCGGUUUUCUUUAAAUCUACUACAAACUUCAGUUAACUUGAGCCACUGCUAACAAAAAAACGAUGCUUGUGAUAGAUGCAAUCCUGCAAUUUAGAAAUGUUAUCGGCCAAAUCAACUACAUAGUUGGUUUUUCGUUACUUAAUUUACUUACUUUACCGCAUAAUGUUACCAUGUGGCAACAUAUCAUUUCUCUUUACCCCCUAAAUGAAAAAAUACACCAUGGCCUUUUAACUAGAUAAUAACUAGCUACCAUGCACAUAACUAGCUAAGAGCUAGUUAUUAAUUUGCUCCACAAAUGAUUCUCAUAAAACAAUCAUCUUUACAUCUCCCCCUCCCCCCAAAAAGAUAACAUUUGGCCAAGAUUACAUACGACUUUAUUUACAUAUGCAUGGAAAAUACAAUGAUUUUUAUAUGUAUAAUAUUAUAAUAUCCAUUACAUAAAUAUAUAAUAGGGCUAGAUAUAAGUUUUUUUAAGAAAACAUAUUUUCAGAAAGUGUGAAGGAAUAAAACAAUACAAUUAUAAUUCAAACACCUCAUUUUUAUUAGAAAACCCAAUUAUUCAUGAUAUUAGUAGAAGAGUAUUACCGUUGUCGCACAGUGUUUCCAUAAGGCAACAUACAGUUAAAUAAAACAUUGUUCUACAUUUGUUUAUUUGAGGCCAUUUUGAAGUGAUAAAAAUGGAAGUGGCAUGGUUCUAUAAUAACGUGUGCAGUAAAGGGUGAUUUGGCCAUUGUAAAUCAUUUGCACAGUUGCCACUAUCACUUCCAUUGAUUGUUAGUUAACAGUGGCUAAAGUUAGCUGAAGUUUGUAGUGUGUGACCACUGCAUUUAAGCUGGUACACCAUUGACAUUUUAAUUGAAUUAACAUUUUAACUUCGCUUUAUUACCAACAAGAUGGCCACCGGUCCACCCCUGUUGAAUGUUAACUUGAAUGGAAAUGUCCUAUUAUCCAUAUUUCUGUGAUUUCAAUAGGUUUCCUAUGGAAGAUUGACAACAGAAUUUAGAAUAAUGGAUAUUCCCAUUCAAGUCAACAUUCUUUGAUGGGUGGACCUGCAACCUUGUUUGUGGUACCAUUUCAAAGAUACAAUUUCAAUUUUAUUCAGAUUUUAGUAUGAAUGGAAAAAUAUGUAUGGAAAGAUUAUUUCAAAUCAAAAGAGGUCAAAAUGCACCAAAGCAUAUGAAUCAACUCAGAAAGUUAUUGUAAAUAAAAAGUUAACCUCCUGGCAACUAUCUGCCUAUAAGUUACCGUAAAAUGCUCAGUAACCCCUUUACAGUGCCGUUCUUCUCUAUUGUCGCAUGCUCUUACAAAGACUGCAGAAUUGGUAGUGGACAAAAGAGGUGCUCAACCUCAAUUAACAUAACCAUAGACCACUUAAACUGGUGCAACACUUCCACUAACCAACGUUUGUCACAAAUACAUAUUGUAGACAACGCCCACAAAUAUGCUAAUAGGGAGCCCCCUGCCAGUACAUUGCCUCCACCUACAAUUCAAAGUGCAUAGAUGAUUGCACCUUUACAUUAAAAAUAUUUUUAACCAUUACACUAGAUUACCCAUAAAAGUUACAAAACAGUACCAUGUGAGAUCAUAUGAGUACCUCUGAAGGUGCCUUAUUUGUAUAUUUUACCUUUAUGUACCAUAGGGAACAACACUGUAUCCUAACCAUACCCUUAUUAUGUUCUUGGUAAUAAAUAUGUACCUGGUGGCAAUGCAGAAACAUCAACACACCUCUGACCAAGAGGUUGCAAGUUCAAAUCCCCACAGCAUAUAUUCAUACUUUACAUUAAGUGUCCCAGAGCCCUGCUAUUUUUAUGUUGGUGUUGUCAGAUAAUCUUACUUUGCCCACCCCCAAUGUCAUACCCAGAGACCUGGUCGCGUAGCAGGUAAUUCGGGUCGCUGGCAACCUAGAGGUUGCAGUAAAAAUACAGUAAAUAUCAUCAUUUACAAGUUCUUUUAGGGCAAUAACACCCUAGUAAAUUGUAUUUACUGUAUUUUUACUGCUACUCAGUAGCCAGUGUUUACUGUAAUAUAUAAUAAUUAUAGAUCAUUUUUAACAGUCUGAGAAACCUUUAGCAAAGUGCAGAAAUGUAAUUUCUGCCAUGCCCAAAAAGCAGAACAUUCCUGGUCACUGGUAACCAGAAGGUUGUAAGUUCAAAACCCAGGAGAGGUUGAAUCCCACAUGUCAUUUUACAGCAAUAACAUCUUAAUUCAGGUGUAAAAAAACAUUCAAAAAUAUUGUAAUUUCAGUUGUUUGAAGCUUGUGUACAAAAUGAAAGUUAAAGAUGCAAAAACGAUGCUUAAGAAUGGGACGCAUAGAAAUAGCGCACAUAGAACACAUCUAGCACUUAGACUUACUUUCAAUGAUAAUGACAGAUCUAUAACUCACAUUUCUAUGUGAAUUUGGUCAGGUCACACAAAAGGUUACAUAUUGCAGCUUUAAAUUAGGAAUCUUGCAGCUUUAAUUUAAUUGUAACAUUUCUUAUGAAACCUUAUGGUAUUUGUAUGGCACAGACAUUGUGCUACAUAGUAAAUGUUUGUUUUAUUGUUCUUCACAUUUUAAUUGACACAGUGACUAGAUAGCUUGCUUUAAAUUCAUCCCCUAUCCUUGUGCUACUGGGUACCAAUGAUCAUGUUCAUAAUUCCCUCCAAAAAUGAAUGAAUCCAAUCUUCCAACUGGCAAGAUAUCCAUCUGUUUGUUGGAAGAUUGGAUUCAUUUUUGGACAUGAUCUUUGGUUUCCAAUUUGCAAUAGCUUACAGUACAUGUCAUGAGUUAGUUUAGUUUAUUGAAACAUACCAAGCAUGACAAUAAAUGUAAAUAUUUCUACAAAAUAAACUAACUGCCAAAAAAAGCUAAGCAUUUCUGAUAAAUAAUCAUUUUCACAUUUAGUUUGAUUUAACAAUAUACAAUUAUUAUAUUUAACAUACAACAUCAGUUAAAGAAUAGAAUGUAUGGUAGCUUAUGUUCUCUGUGUACUUUACAGCUGAACAACUGAUGUUUAACAUGGCUUCAUUAAUUCAAAGUAUACAGUGCAUUUGGAAAGCAUUCAAAUCCUUUGACUUUUUUCAUAUUUUGUUACGUUACAGCUUUGUUCUAAAAUGUAUUACAUAUUUUUUUCCCUCAUAACUCGACAAACAAUAACCUCUCAUGAUGAAGCAAAAACAGUCUUUUGGAAAUUUUAUCAAAUGUAUAAAAUAAAAUAACUGAAAUAUCACAUUUACAUACACUACCAGUCAAAUGUUUGGACAUACAUACUCAUUCAAGGGCUUUUCUUUAUUUUACUAUUUUCUACAUUGUAGAAUAAUAGUGAAGACAUCAAAACUAUGAAAUAACACAUAUGGAAUCAUGUAGUAACCAAAAAAGUAUAUCAUUUAUAUUUGAGAUUCUUCAAAUAGCCACCCUUUGCCUUGAUGACAGCUUUCCACACUCUUGGCAUUAUCUCAACCAGCUUCAUGAAAAAGUCACCUGGAAUGCAUUUCCAUUAACAGGUGUGCCUUCUUUAAAGUGAAUUUGUGGAAUUUCUUUCCUUCUUAAAGAGUUUGAGCCCAUCAGUUGUGUUGUGACAAGGUAGGGGGGUAUACAGAAGAUUGCCCUAUUUGGUAAAAGACCAUAUUAUGGCAAGAACAGCUCAAAUAAGGAAGGUGAAACAACAAUUCAUCAUUACUUUUAGACAUGAAGGUCAGUCCAUACGGAACAUUUCAAGAAAGUGCAGUCACAAAAACAUUGAGCCCUAUGAUGAAACUUGCUUUUAUGAGGACAGCCAGCCACAGGAAUGGAAGACCCAGAGUUACCUCUGCUGCAGAGGAUAAGUUCAUUAGAGUUAUCAGCCUCAGAAAUUGCAGCCCAAAUAAAUGCUUCACAGAGUUCAAUAACAGACACAUCUCAACAUCAACUGUUCAGAGUAGACUGCGUGAAUCAGGCAUUCAUGGUUGAAUUGUUGCAAAGAAACCACUACUAACGGACACCAAUAAGAAGAAGAGACUUGCUUGGGCCACGAAACACGAGCAAUGGACAUUAGACCAAUUGAAAUUUGUAGAAUCAUGAUAGAAUCAUGUAGUAACCAAAAAAUAUAUUUUUACAUUUUUGAUUCUUUAAAGGAGCCACCCUUUGCCUUGAUGACAGCUUUGCACACUCUUGGCAUUCUCUCAACCACCCUCACCUGGAAUGCUUUUCCAACAGUCUUGAAGGAGUUCCCACACAUGCUUAGCACAUGUUGGUUGCUUUUCCUUCACUCUGUGGUCCAACUCAUCUCAAUUUAGUUGAGGUCGGGUGAUUGUGGAGACCAGGUCAUCUGAUGCAGCACUCCAUCACUCUCCUUCUUAGUCAAAUAGCCCUUACGCAGCCUGGAGGUGUGUUGGGUCAUUGGCCACUAAUAAAAAGACGAGGAUCCCAUCGUCUUUCUAUAGGCUAGGCCUACUAUAUUUAUUUCUCAUAUUUCCUAAUAUUAAGCACAUUGCUGAUAUUUUCAACAGGAGUAUAGCCUACCUGGCUGGCAUGAAAAUAAACCACGGGGAAAGCGUCCUCCAUUUGAUAUUUAAGUGUCACGUUCUGACCUUUAUUUUCCUUUGUUUUGUCUUUAUUUAGUAUGGUCAGGGCGUGAGUUGGGGUGGGCAGUCUAUGUUUUGGGUUUCUAUGUUUGGGUUUCAGUUUCGGCCUAGUAUGGUUCUCAAUCAGAGGCAGGUGUCGUUAGUUGUCUCUGAUUGAGAAUCAUACUUCGGUAGCCUGGGUUUCACUGUUCCUUUGUGGGUGUUUGUUUCCGUGUCUGUGUUUGUCGCCACACGGUACUGUUUCGGUUUGGUUAUUCAUGUCAUCGUUUAUUGUUUUUGUAUUCUUAGUGUUCAGUUUAUGUUUUUAAAAUAAACGACAUGAACAAUUA
Messenger RNA from Oncorhynchus kisutch (coho salmon), 8573 nucleotides. RefSeq names its product integrin alpha-M. Gene Ontology annotation, biological process: cell adhesion mediated by integrin; cell-matrix adhesion; cell-cell adhesion. Gene Ontology annotation, molecular function: integrin binding. NCBI's taxonomy places the organism in Eukaryota, Metazoa, Chordata, Actinopteri, Salmoniformes, Salmonidae. The record is from RefSeq and is a predicted model, not a curated record. Gene Ontology annotation, cellular component: integrin complex; external side of plasma membrane. The transcript has 30 exons. The coding region runs from base 414 to 3569 and encodes 1051 amino acids.